Messenger RNA from Labrus mixtus (cuckoo wrasse), 3127 nucleotides. It is a transcript of the gene lin28b, whose product is annotated as lin-28 homolog B (C. elegans). Gene Ontology annotation, molecular function: nucleic acid binding; zinc ion binding. The transcript has 4 exons. The record is from RefSeq and is a predicted model, not a curated record. NCBI's taxonomy places the organism in Eukaryota, Metazoa, Chordata, Actinopteri, Labriformes, Labridae. Bases 466 to 1167 code for a protein of 233 amino acids.
CUUCACAGUGCUUGUUUUCAACGUAAAGCUGCUGCAUGGUGGAAGUUGCGAGUCCGAUUCCCUCUGGUCUCUCUGCACUCACAGGGCAAAAAAUUAGUAGCAAGAAAGCAUGUAAUUGACAAAGUCACGUGUUCUCACUACGGGAACGGGCACAGCCAGCUCGCGAGCGAAUGAGAGCGAAGGAGAGAGAGGCAGAGAGAGAGAGAGAGAGAGAGAGCGAGAGAGAGAGAGAGAGGGAGGGAGAGAGAGAGAGCAGUACAGAGGUGGUGUGAGUGAGGAAGGGAUUGAAGGGAAGAAAGAGAGACAUGACAAAAAUAUCAAAAGGCAGAAAGCACGCCGUACCAUGCGAGCUCAAUUGGUGACCGAUGGGAUCGAGGAUGUCGGAUUAAUGGUGACGACCGCAGCCCGUUUUCGCAGAGGAAGCUUCUCUAUUGCAACUUGGGCGCAGAGGGUCCGCGGGGAAACAUGGCCGAAGGAGGGCCGGGUAAAGGUGGCGGAGAAGACCCCGCCAAGUCCACCGAGCAGGAGGACCGGACUCGACCUCCUCAGGUUCUGUCGGGAUCAGGCUUCUGCAAGUGGUUCAACGUCCGGAUGGGCUUUGGAUUUAUCUCAAUGACCGGCAGCGAAGGGAGCCCCGUCGACCCCCCUCUGGAUGUUUUCGUCCACCAAAGCAAACUGGUGAUGGAGGGCUUCCGCAGCUUAAAGGAGGGUGAGCAGGUGGAGUUCACCUAUAAGAAGUCCUCCAAGGGCCUGGAGUCCCUGCGGGUGACCGGACCAGGUGGGGGACCCUGUGCGGGCAGCGAGAGACGACCCAAAGGGAAGGUCCCACUCCAGAAACGCAAACCAAAGGGAGACCGCUGUUAUAACUGUGGAGGUCUGGACCACCAUGCCAAGGAGUGUGGCCUGCCCCCUCAGCCAAAGAAAUGCCACUACUGCCAGAGCAUCACGCACAUGGUGGCUCAGUGUCCCCACAAGGCGCUGGCGCCCGCCUCAGGCUCUCAGGAACAACAAGCGUCUACCUCGGCCUUCAGCCCAGGGACCGGGCCCUACCUCUGCCCCCCCGAGGAGGAGGAGCGCUCCGGCUCGUCUCCCCUGGAGGGCUCUUCCUCUUCUCCCGAGGAGUCCCACACGCGCGGCCCCCGGACCCAGAGGUGGAGGAAAUCCUGAAAACAGCCAGUUGAGGGGAACCUUUUCACCGCUAGCCCCUGACCCUCAUGUCUCCUCUGAAUCAAGGAUACCUGAAGUCCCGCCCCCCCUUACAACCCCCCACCCCCCACCCCCACCCCCCUCAUCUACCUCACACCUGUGAAAAAUGGGAGGUCUUGAUUUCUAUACUUUAUUUUUUUUUUUUUAUGUUUCAAACCAGCGCAGCUAUGGCAACGAUCACCGGGGUACGGACAUGUGUGAACUCGUGUGACUGACUUGCAGUCAUCUGGUGCAGCUAUGGCAACCACCGCUGGAAAGGUGACUGCAGGGAAUGACUGUUUUUCUUGUUUCAAUCAGUGCAGCUCAACAGUGAAACAACAUGGUAUGAAUCUUGGUUUGAUGAUUUUUUUUUCUUCCCCCCCCCCCUUGUUUCGAUCCCUCUUGGACCUAAGCGUCCGCCAUAUUUGAAUGCUUUCCUUACAGUUAUUGGAUUUAAAGCCGUAAACGUGUAUCCUGUAGGCCCGAUCAUUCCGUAGACACAUGAUGCAUCCUUUUAGCGCACAUGGUAGCUCAUUUUUUAGAAGGAUUAGAAGACGACUUUUAAAAGCUCAAGACCCUCUGAGCGAUAAUCCAGACUCCAAAGAUUGUUAGCUUGGUUUUUAAUGAUCUAUAGGGAAACUUUACGGAUUGCAGAGGGAUUUUUUUCUUUUUCUUUUUAAAAAAAAAAGACGAUGGGCUGCUAAACACAUUCUCCGUAAUCUUGAAACGCUCACUACAUACCUCUCUCUUCCAUGAAAUAGACUGGACCAACUGAUUGUCAAAGAGUGAGAAUGUGUGUUUGAGAGUUUAGUGUGCGUUUGUAUGGGUGUGUGUGUGUGUGUGUGUGUGUGUGUGUGUGUGUGCAUGCUUAGAAAGAAAACAAGACUGGGAUCAACACUAUUAACACUCAGUAUCCUCUUAUUAGAGUUAGUCACGCCUUAGUUAUGACUUCAUAUAAUCCAGAUGAUUUAGACUCAAAGUAAUGGACUGAUCAUUAGACUUCCAUUUCAGUUGUUGCAUUAUUAGUUUGAAAUAACAUGGCAGUUUAUAAAUCAUAGUAUAAGUCAUUAAUAUAUAUGUAAAGUCACAAGAUAUAAUUGAAAUUCUAUUAACUUUAAGUCAUGCGUAUAUAAGGAAUUAGCUGACAUAGGUGAAUAGCCCUGUAUAUUGCAUGGGAUACUUUGUUGUUGUGUGAUAUCUUGUAGCUCUCUCUCUAUUUAACCACAAAUCCAUUAUUUUGUACUCGCCGCCUUCUUAGUCAGCAAAUCACCUCCAACCCAGCACAAACCGAACGCUCGCCUUGUUUGAUUAAAGGCGUACUUUCAGACCCGUUCAGUAUCAUCACAGCUGCUCUACUUAUGAAAUACCUCACCCCAUUUCUUCCUCUUGAAGAUGAAUGUCGCAGAAGGUCAAGCUGUUUUUUUUUUCCUUUUUGCUCUCCCAGCAAGUGAGAUCCAACCACCUGUCCCUCUUCCAUCUGUGCCUACCAGUUGUUAGUUUAGCGCAGCAGCAGCAGCAGCCAGGUAACGCCCGUUCCCUCCUUAGCGUGAGACGCCGUCGCCGCUGCUGCUGCUGCUGCUUUUAGACUCGCUGAAAACAGGGAGAGACGGAGAGAGAGAAAAAAAGUGCUGCUAUUGGUAUAACUUGACUCCCAAGCAUGGCUUUAGUGGCACUUAUUGUGACCUAACAACUCUUCUCUGACCAUAUUGAAUGUGAAAAGAGCUUAUCUGAAGUCGACUCCUCACAAAAAGUUCACUUCGGAGUUGCAUCUUAAUGUUCUGACAAAUCAAAAUAACUUUGUAUGAUGACAUGAAACUAGCUUGUGUGUGUGUGCGUUUUUUUUUGUUUUUUUUUGUUUUUUUUUUAAGCUCUAAGUAGACAACCAACUUUUUUGGUAUAUUUAUAUACCAAAGAGUUUGGCUUUAUUUUUUGAAGGCAAUUA